AUGGCAACCCACCAGUGUGAUCCCAGCAAGAAGACCCCAGGAGUGUACAACCGCAAGAAGACCCCAGGUACAGUGCAAGCAGAGGGGCGGAGAGACCAACCACCCUCAGAGAUUACCUCCCAGGCGUUCCCCUUACAACAAGGAGGGAACGGCCAACUGCAAUACUGGCCGUUCUCUGCCUCUGACCUAUACAACUGGAAACAGCACAACCCUCCUUUCUCCAAGGAUCCUGUCACCUUGACUAAUCUAAUAGAAUCUAUAUUAAUUACCCAUCAACCUACUUGGGAUGACUUCCAGCAGCUCUUGCAAACUCUCCUGACCUCAGAGGAGAAACAGAGGGUUUUUCUAGAAGCGAGGAAGAAUGUGCCAGGGGAGAACAAACAGCCGACUCAGCUACCGAACGAGGUCGAUGCCGCCUUCCCCUUGACCAGACCCAACUGGGAUUUUACCACAGAUGCAGGGAGGGGACACCUACACCUUUAUCGCCAGUUGCUCAUAGCGGGCCUCCGAGGGGCCGGUAAAUGCCCCGUCAAUUUGGCACAGGUAAAGCAAUCGGCGCCUGACAUUAGAAAUAAGUUACAGAGGCUGGAUGGACUACAGGGCUACACCAUCCAGGAUCUACUAAAGGAAGCAGAACAUAUCUAUAAUAAGAGGGAGACUGUAGAAGAGAGAGAGGACCGUAUACGCAGAGAAACUGAAGAGAAGGAGACAGCUAGGGACCGUAAACGAAGUAAGGAGCUAAGCCGCCUCUCGGCCACUUUAGUGCAGAAUAGCAAUAGGUCAGAUAGGCAGGGAGACCAGAGGAGGCCCAGGGUGGAUCGGGACCAGUGUGCCUAUUGCAAGAAGCCAGGCCACUGGGGGAGCCAAGUCCAGGAGUCCCCACCCACGCCUAGGCUAACUCUCAGAGUCGGGGGGCAACCAGUCACCUUCCUAGUCGACACUGGAGCUCAGCACUCGGUCCUCACCACCUCCCGGGGCCAACUCAGCGGACAGACAGCCUGGGUGCAAGGGGCCACCGGUGGAAGGCGAUACCAUUGGACUACUGAAAGGAAGGUGCAUCUGGCUACCGGUAAGGUUUCUCAUUCUUUCCUCCACAUCCCCGACUGUCCAUACCCACUACUGGGACGAGACCUACUGACCAAACUCAGAGCACAGAUCCAUUUCGAGGGGAAUGAGGCCACAGUGUCAGGCCCAAGUGGAGCCCCUCUCCAAGUAUUAACUCUCAAAAUGGAAGAUGAAUACAGAUUGUUUGAGGGGGAACCUACAGUGAAACCCGAGAUAGACUCUUGGCUGGAAGAUUUUCCCUUGGCCUGGGCUGAAACUGGGGGCAUGGGUUUAGCUAAACAACAACCUCCCAUAGUCAUUGAGUUAAAGGCAACAGCUACACCCAUCUCGAUUAAACAGUAUUCCAUGCCUAAUGAGGCCUAUCAAGGAAUUAAGCUUCACAUCAAAAGACUCUUGGACCAGGGGAUCUUACUUACUCCCUGUCGGUCGCCAUGGAACACUCCACUUCUACCCGUCAAAAAGCCUGGCACAGGCGACUACCGACCGGUACAGGACCUUAGGGAAGUUAAUAAGAGGGUGGAGGAUAUACACCCCACGGUGCCCAACCCAUAUAACCUUUUGAGUACCCUACCACCCACUCAUCCGUGGUAUACGGUGUUAGACCUAAAGGACGCCUUCUUUUGUCUCCGGUUGAGCCCUAAGAGCCAGCCAAUGUUUGCUUUUGAAUGGAGGGACCCCGAACUAGGAAUUUCAGGACAAUUGACCUGGACGCGGCUCCGCCAGGGAUUCAAGAACAGCCCCACUCUCUUCGAUGAAGCCUUACAUCAGGACCUUGCAGACUUCCGGGUUCAGCAUCCAUCCCUGAUUCUACUCCAGUACGUGGAUGAUCUCCUACUGGCAGCUCCAACCGAACGGGACUGUCUUAAAGGUACCGGGGCCCUACUACAAACCCUCGGGUAUCUUGGGUACAGAGCCUCCACCAAGAAGGCCCAAAUUUGCCAGACAGAAGUGACUUAUCUGGGGUACAAAUUAAAAGAAGGACAGCGUUGGCUAACGGCCGCGUGCAAGGAAACUAUAUCCCAGAUCCCAGUUCCCGGGGGUCACCGGCAGCUGAGAGAAUUCUUGGGCACUGCUGGGUUCUGCAGGUUGUGGAUCCCCGGAUUCGCUGAAAUGGCGGCUCCUCUGUAUCCCCUAACCAAACAAGGGGCUCCCUUUGAAUGGACAGAGGCACAACAGCAGCCCUUUAGUAACAUCAAACGGGCCCUACUCUCUUCUCCAGCCUUGGGCUUGCCUGACCUAACCAAACCUUUCAACCUAUUCGUGGACGAGAAGCAAGGCUUUGCAAAGGGGGUCUUGACCCAGAGGUUCGGGCCAUGGAAGCGACCCAUCGCCUACUUGUCCAAGAAAUUGGACCCAGUAGCCUCAGGAUGGCCCUGCUUGAGAAUGGUGGCGGCCAUUGCGAUCCUCAUCAAGGACGCAACAAAGCUGACUCUGGGACAGCCAUUAACUGUACUGGCACCGCAUGCGGCUGAGUCUAUCGUCUGCCAGCCUCCUGACCAUUGGCUAUCCAAUGUCCGCAUGACCCAUUACCCGUCCCUGCUCCUGGACGCUGAUCGGAUUCGCUUCGGCUCAGCAGUCGCCAUUAGUCCUGCAACUCUGCUGCCGCUGCCAGAGGGCCCUAUGUCCCAUGACUGCCUGCAGAUCCUCACGGAAGCACAUGGGACCAGGGUUGACCUGUCCGAUCAGCCAUUAAAAGAUGCGGACCACACGUGGUACACGGAUGGCAGUAGCUACUUGCUGAAUGGAGAACGACGAGCAGGAGCAGCAGUGACCACCGAAAACCAGGCAGUCUGGGCCAGCGCCCUUCCGGGAGGCACCUCGGCACAACGGGCGGAGCUCAUCGCUCUAACUCAGGCGCUCCAGCUGGCAGAAGGUAAGAGACUCAACGUGUAUGCCGAUAGCCGGUAUGCCUUCGCCACCGCCCACAUACAUGGGGAAAUCUACCCAAGGAGGGGACUCCUAACCUCGGAGGGCAAGGAGAUUAAAAAUAAAACUGAGAUCUUGGCCCUGCUCAAGGCCCUAUUCCUCCCCAAGAAAUUGAGCAUCAUGCACUGCCCAGGGCACCAAAGAGGAGACAGUGCAGAGGCAAAAGGCAAUCGUCUAGCAGAUGAGACUGCUAAACAGGCCGCUGUGGGCCCCCAGCUCCUCACCAAACUAGGAGCAGACUAUGAUCCAGAGCGGGACAGAUGGGUGCAUCAAGGAAAAACCAUUGUGCCAACUAAACCUACAAUGGACCUAAUUAAUAACCUCCACAAAUUAACUCAUUUAAGUGCCCGAAAAAUGCAAGUCCUGGUGGACCGAGCAGAGACGAAAACUUUUCCUCAUAGAGAUAAGGCCCUACAAAAGGUCACAGAGACUUCUACGGCUUGCGCUCAAGUCAACGCAGGACAAGCCAAGACUGCCCCCAGGGUCCGUCUCCGGGGACACCAACCUGGAGUCCAGUGGGAAAUAGACUUUACUGAAAUUAAACCUGGCAUGUAUGGCUACAAAUAUCUCCUAGUUUUUAUAGACACCUUCUCUGGAUGGGUAGAGGCCUACCCCACCAAACAUGAAACUGCAAAGGUGGUCACCAAGAAACUAUUAGAAGAAAUCUUUCCCCGAUAUGGGAUGCCUCAGGUAAUAGGAUCAGACAAUGGGCCAGCCUUUGUCUCCCAGGUGAGUCAGCAGGUGGCCAAAGAUCUGGGGAUUGAUUGGAAAUUACACUGUGCAUAUAGAGCCCAGAGCUCAGGUCAGGCAGAACAUAUGAAUAGAACAAUUAAGGAGGUCUUAUAUAAAUUAACGCCAGCAACUGGCUCAAAGGAUUGGGUGCAACUCCUACCCCUGGCUCUGUAUCCAGCCAUGAACACCCCAGGCCCUCACGGCCUUACCCCUUUAGAAAUUCUAAAGGGGCCCCCCCCCGCCAUCACUUUCUUUGAUUCUGAUAUUUCGGGCUAUGCUAAUUCCCCCUCUCUCCAAGCACACCUGCAGGCCCUGCAGAUCGUGCAGAAGGAAGUUUGGAAGCCCUUAGCAGCCGCCUACCGGGACGCCACUGAUACGCGAACAGUGCCUCACCAGUUCCAAAUCGGAGACUCAGUCUGGGUCCGGAGACACCAAACCAAAAACCUCAAGCCUCGCUGGAAGGGACCAUAUACGGUACUCCUGACGACAACGCCUACAGCACUGAAAGUUGACGGUAUCGCUACCUGGAUCCACGCAUCUCACGUGAAGGCUGCCCACCCGGACGCUUCCACGUCUCCUGCCCAGGCAUGGAGACUCUAACGUUCUCAAAACCCCCUAAAGAUAAGACUUAUUCACAAUUACCCCCAUACCCUAAAACAAUUAACCUGGCAGAUAGUCUCCCCAGCAGGAAAUGUCUUGUGGUCUCAGUCAGGGAACCAUGCCGUGGGAACCAGGUGGCCCUCGCUCACCCCGGACUUCUGCCAACUGGUGGCAGGGUCAGACUAUUGGGAUAUACCCGACUAUGAGGCAGACACAUUGCCAGAAAAACUAAGAUCAAACCCUGGCAAUAGAAGCGUGCGUGGCUAUGGUGUCCGGGGAGUCCGGACCUCUAUAGGGUGUGCCACCAUCGAGAGACAGUGUAAACUGGGUCACCAAGACUUUUACGUGUGCCCAAAGGAUGGGAGGGACUUCCACACGUCUCGUAAAUGUGGAAGCUACGACUCUUACUUCGCCGCCUGGGGCUGUGAGACCACCGGCGGUGCAUACUGGAACCCCUCAUCUUCCUGGGAGGUCACCAUAUUACAGGGCUGGGGAAGGGGACAUUGUUCAAACUGUUCUGGAGGACUCUGCCUUCCCCUUAACAUCACCUUUACACCGAGUGGUAAAAAGGCUCCAGAAUGGAGCAGGGGAUACACUUGGGGGCUCCGCUGGUACACAGAAGGAGAAGAUGGGGGGGGGGUUAACUUUAAAAUACAACUUAGAGUACAACAGGCCUCCCAACCAAUCGGUCCCAACCAAGUCCUGGCGGAGCAGAGGCCAGCGUCCUCCUCCGGUUUCAUACCAACCCCCCUGCCAGUGGGUAACUCAGUUAGAGUUGAAAUAACCACACCAACCUCGCCCCCUGACCAGUCCCAGGAUGUCCAGUCCCAAGAAGACUUCCUGGGGACAGGGGAUAGACUUAUUAACUUAGUAAAAGGAGCCCACCAGGCCCUUAACUCCUCAGACCCCGCUCGAGCUAGAGACUGUUGGCUAUGCCUCAGUACUGUUUCAGGAAAUUUCUCUAAUUAUACCAGAGCCCCGGAAUCGGGUUUGGUACUGCCUCACCACAAGCUAACUUUACCCGACGUUUCUGGGCAAGGGACAUGUUUGGGUCAGGUUCCUAGGUCGCACCAGCCACUCUGCAAUCAGACCAUCCAAACUCUGUCAGCAGGGAACUAUUAUCUGGCCGCCCCAAAUGGUACGUACUGGGCCUGUAACACAGGUCUCACCCCCUGUAUAUCGGCCCAAGUGUGGAACCAAACCUCAGAGUUCUGUGUGUUGGUCCAGCUUUGGCCCAGGAUCACCUAUCAUAGUUCAGAGACCGUUUAUGAGUUCUUCGAAGACACCCCUAGAAGGCAGAGGAGGGAGCCAGAAACCAUUACUCUCGCGAUCCUCCUGGGAGUCGGGAACAUUGCGGCAGGGAUAGGCACUGGAACUCAUGCCAUGAUACAGACAGGGAGAUUCCAAGCCUUGCAUGACGCCAUGCAUUCAGACCUAAAAGCGGUUGAAAAGUCAAUCACUGCCCUCGAAAGAUCCCUGACCUCUUUAUCUGAAGUUGUUUUACAAAAUAGACGGGGAUUAGAUUUACUCUUUUUAAAGGAGGGUGGAUUAUGUGCGGCCCUUAAAGAAGAAUGUUGCUUUUAUGCAGACCAGACAGGGGUAGUGAGAGAGACAAUGGCUAAGCUAAGAGAGAGGCUGGCCCUGUGAGAAAGAGAGUUUAGUUCACAACAAGGCUGGUUUGAAGGAUGGUAUAACAGAUCACCCUGGUAUGUUACCUUACUUUCUACUCUUAUGGGACCUCUAGUUAUACUGGUGAUUAUUCUGACAUUUGGUCCCUGUAUCCUUAACCGGCUGGUUCAGUAUAUCAAGGAAAGGCUGUCAGUCAUCCAGACCUUAGUCCUAACUCAUCAAUAUCAGGUUCUAAAGCAACAGGAGAUAGAGAAUCCUCACAACAGUUAAGUAAAGGAUUUUACUUAAGGAUAAAAGAAAUGGGGGAAUGAAAGACCCCCGCCACACUCAUGUAAACCGCGCCCUUUCUAAGAGCGCGAAAUUCCAAAGCUGUGACAUCAUCAAGACGAGUACCCUAUCGGUGGUGCUCUCGCCUUCUACCUCAUUUUGCAUAUCAAGCCUGCCGGACCUGAUUGAGAACAGCUCUUGCAAGGUCCGCAGGACUUCAUAUGCAAAUAAAGCCACUUCUAUAUAAGCUGUACUAAAUCCAGCCCGGGAUGCUCAGCCUCCUGAAGUGCUGCAGCAUCCGCAGGCGCCUGUGUGAGCAAUA
This is a messenger RNA of Mesocricetus auratus (golden hamster), 6541 nucleotides long. RefSeq lists its product as uncharacterized. Gene Ontology annotation, molecular function: zinc ion binding; nucleic acid binding; RNA-DNA hybrid ribonuclease activity. Gene Ontology annotation, biological process: proteolysis; DNA integration; virion assembly. Lineage: Eukaryota; Metazoa; Chordata; Mammalia; Rodentia; Cricetidae. The record is from RefSeq and is a predicted model, not a curated record.